Molecule: messenger RNA, 1095 nt
Organism: Serendipita indica DSM 11827
Lineage: Eukaryota; Fungi; Basidiomycota; Agaricomycetes; Sebacinales; Serendipitaceae
Source: the annotation of a GenBank genome assembly
AUGCCAUGGAUUCAUUCGAGACUUUCUGUCACGACUUUCCGACCUCCGAGCAGGAUGCACUGUGCAGCACUUGUAUGCUUUUUCUUUGCGGUGCUCUUCUCGUGUGUACAUCCAGCCCAUGCUCAUGAUGGUACUCCAACAAGUAUAUCGGAGCAAAAUGAGGCUUUGGCGACCAUUCUGCUGCCUGAGCGCACAUUCCCCGCCCUCCACGCACGGAUAGACGACUCGAACACGGAAUCGCAACCGACGGGAACCAUUGAAGAGGAAGACCCGUCUUUCGACGAGGUAGAUGGUGAUAACAGUUGGCCCUGCCCACCUGCUGAAUCUGCCAAUUUACUAUCACCGCCGAAUUCUACAUCGACACUUUCUCUCUAUGCGCAUGGCCCAGUGAUAUACUGCAACCCUAUCUGCGUACGUUGGGCGGGUGGUGUGUCACCGUAUACCCUUUAUUAUAUGCUCCUGGAACCCGGCCAAACCUUUAGCGACUAUACAUACGAAUAUAUAGUUUCUACUCAGCGGUCGUACGGCCCCGUAGCUAUAGUACAAUUGGGUGACCAAGACAUGCGCCUAGGCAGGAAACAACGUGGUUUGACAAGAAUUCGAAUUGAAGAUGCCACGGGUACUAGCGAAAUGGCCUGGGUUCAAAACCUUGAACGAAAGCCAGGGACGGGUUGUCUGGGUUCUAUCGGAGGUCACACUCCAAAGCCACCGACCGUUUCAUCCACGGUCAAGUUUGAUGGUUAUACAACUGUCGGAAGUGGACCCCAGAGGACGACGGCAAUGGUGGCUACGAUUGACGGCCAACCAACUACAAUCUUUCCAACAGUACCUCUGGGAUUGAGGCCGAGUGUAAGCGCUCAACCUGGCCCAGAUCCUUCUUUUGCAGCGCCGCCCCGUCCAACUGGUGUUAUGCCGACUGGGAGUGCCGUAGGCGGUUCUAACGGUGAAAUAAAUGCCAGCAACAGUGAUGCACCAAAUGGCAACCCUCAACUGGGUGGACAAGUGGGUCAGGAGCAACAAACACCGCGUCCAUUCAUGGCCAAGCUUUCAAUUCGGCAUCCAAUCCGACCAACCGCGGGGGCUCGGCUAGUAUAG